AGUGGUCACGUGUAUGUUUUUCCGAGCGCAACAUAUUUCCCGCGAAAAGUUUUUUACCAAAUAUUAGUUAACAAAUUUAUACAUCUAAAGCUUAUUUAAUAGAUUAUAUAAAUUGUAAAUAUUUUUGAACACUUUGACAUCGAUAGUUUGAAUAAUUUUUAGCAAUGAAAAUGGAAAUAAAGGCGGAUGUGCAUACGGUGCACCCUUCUUCGGUGGGCACCAGUCAUGAUAAGGCUCCGACACAGAAGCCCUACGGAUCAUGGUGCACCCCGGAAACCACGCCGCGUCACAACACCGUAACCCACACCAAUUCAAAUAUAGAUACCAACACGCAAAUUCAAGAGAGACACGACACAAAAAAUGUAUUCCUGCAACUGCAAAAAGUUCGCCUGUUUUCAUCGUCGCCACCGCCGCCUCAUUACAACUCUAUAAUCGAUGUCAAAGAAGCGGCCACCGAACUUAAGGAUUACAACGUUCCUCAAUCAAGGGGCAACUCCAUCAAAAGGUUUUCACCUGUCGGAAAGAAAAACGUGUCAUCUAUAGAAAUCCCACAGAGCCCAGUACCAUCUUCCCCGACCAGAGAGAAGAAAUGCAAGGGACUCUUGCACUUACUGCCUCUGUGCGACCCUUUCGCGCCUAUAGACCCACAAGGUCGAGGCUACAUCAGCUGGCUGAUGCUUGUGACCUUCUGCUACAGCUACAACGCCUGGUGCAUCGCCCUGAGGGCCACCUUUCCCUACCAGACCCCAGAGAACACGCCCCUUUGGAUGACAGCAGAUUAUCUGUGCGACCUGGUCUAUUUGCUCGAUGUAGCCCUCGUGAAACCAAGGCUCAUGUUCCUCCAUGAAGGGUUCUGGGUUAACGACGCGGGGGAAACCAGGAGGAAUUAUAGGAGGAAAUUACAGUACAAGUUCGAUGUAAUUUCGCUGCUUCCCCUCGACAUACUGUACAUCUACUUCGGCACCCAGAUGGUCAUUCUGCGGGCCCCGCGCCUUCUGAAGCUGCAGACUUUCUGGGAAUUCCACCAGGCAAUGGACAGGGUUCUUUCGUCUCCUUAUGUGGUUAGGAUUGGCAAGACGCUCUUCUACAUCUUCUACUUGAUCCACCUGAAUGCCUGCGCCUACUACGCCAUGAGCAGCUACAUCGGCCUCGACUCCAACGGCUGGGUGUACGACAACAAAGGGAACGCCUACAUCAGGUGUUUCUACUUCGCCACCAAGACCGCCACGUCUAUAGGAAAGAACCCCAAGCCAGAGAAUACUGAAGAGUACUUGUUUAUGACAGCGGCGUGGCUGAUGGGAGUGUUUGUGUUCGCGCUUCUGAUUGGACAGAUCAGGGAUAUCAUUGCUACGGCUACCCGAGCGAGGACUGAAUACCGCAAGACAGUGGACGGCUGCACCCGUUACCUGCGUCAGCUAAACAUGCCUGUUUCUCUUCAAAGAAGGGUCACUUGUUGGUUCAACUAUACUUGGAGUCAGCAGAGAUGCUUUGAUGAAUCGAAAAUCUUAAACUCUUUACCUUUCAAUAUGAAGAGAGAUGUUGCUCUUGCUGUCCACAUGUCUACUUUGAGCAAGGUGGAGCUGUUCAGCAACUGCUCGGCGUCGCUGCUGCGCGACCUGGUGCUGCAGCUGCGGCCGGUGUCGUUCCUGCCCGGCGACCUGGUGGUGCGCGCGGGCGACGUCGGCCACCACAUGUACAUCGUGCAGUGCGGCGAGUGCUGCGUAAUGUCUCCUGAUGGAAACGAAGUGUUAGCAACUCUGAAGGAGGGCAUGGUGUUUGGAGAAAUCAGCCUCUUGGGAAUCGAAGGUCUUCGACGUCGCACAGCCACUGUCAGGUCGCGAGGUUACUCCAACCUCUUCGCACUGUCCCGUAACGACUUAGAAGCUGCUCUGAAAUACCACAAAGAAGCGGCUCAAGUACUCCGGCUGCGAGCAGACCAGAUCAUCAGACAGAACGCGGCGCGUCAGGCCAAGCAGAAACUAGCCAUACUUGAGGCCAAGAAGUCCAGCCAUUCUGAGCCGUCAGGAUUGAGGAACAGGAGGUUGUCGAGCGCGAGCAGCAAUGAUAGUAGCCAAGCUGCGGAGAAGAGGCUCAGGAGCGCUAGUACACUCUCCUAUAAUAAGAGGAGAUUGUCUGCUGUUUCUGAAAAUAAGGUACAGGACGAGCAGCCAUCUUUAGUAACCGCUUGCGGCCGCGGCCCGCUACCAACCAUCAUCCUCUCCAGCGAAUGCUCUUAAGUCAAGAGUUCAAGACUAAGGACAAUGGCCAUACUUGAUGGAACCCCAACUGACUUUUAGAAAACCAUGCUCCAUGUAUACUUUGGUAUAUCACGUCUAGAUGUUUUCAACUAAAUAUGGUAUAUUUCAAUGUUAACGAUAAUAUCGCCGUUUUAUCUAGGCGUUAUGAAUGUUUAACUUUUUAAGGUUUAUAUUUUGCUUUGCCCUUUUAUGAAAAGACUAAGUUCGGUAAAAUGUCAAUUACCUACCCUCUUUCAAUUAGACCAAGUCAAUGAAAAAAAAAACUUUUUUAUUCGAAUAUUAAACAUUUGUCUGAUGUUUUUAACAACGAUUUUGUCCUAUAUGUACUUACUUACAUUUCUAUUUGUGGCAUCCAGCCAAGUCUGAUUUUGGCGCCCAACAUGGUACUUCCAAAGAUUAUUUCAAAAUUAGGUAUAAUGUUAUAUUUUUUGUACUUAUAUUUUGAUACAUG
Messenger RNA from Amyelois transitella, 2709 nucleotides. It is a transcript of the gene CngB, whose product is annotated as cyclic nucleotide-gated cation channel beta-3. The coding region runs from base 165 to 2237 and encodes 690 amino acids. Gene Ontology annotation, biological process: monoatomic cation transmembrane transport. The transcript is spliced from 14 exons. Lineage: Eukaryota; Metazoa; Arthropoda; Insecta; Lepidoptera; Pyralidae. Gene Ontology annotation, cellular component: plasma membrane; intracellular cyclic nucleotide activated cation channel complex. Gene Ontology annotation, molecular function: intracellularly cAMP-activated cation channel activity; intracellularly cGMP-activated cation channel activity; cGMP binding. The record is from RefSeq and is a predicted model, not a curated record.